ACGAACCUGCUAACCAAGAUGCGCACAGGUCGCUAAGCAAUGCAUAUCAGUUGGUGCUAGCAGUCCGCGGUCAGUCUUACAUUUGAACGCUUCAUGUGCGCGCAGUAGUUGCUGUUCGAAGAAAUCAACUAAAUGAAAUAUAACUUGCGGCUUCUAAACGUCGCCAAUUCAAAAUAGUUUUUUAGUUUAGCUAUAAAAUGUCUGCGAGGACAAGCAGUGGCGCAAGCAGCGUAAGUGAUAGUUCUGUAACGGAUGGUGAUACGAGUUUUAAAUUUGCCAGUAAAACUUUGCAAGACUAUGAAGUUAUAUCGGUGAUUGGCAACGGCACCUUUGGUACGUGCUUCAAAGUGCGCGAUAAACAAACGGGUGAGCUAUACGCUUGGAAGGGCAUCGACUACGAUGAGUUGAGCGAGUCUAAGAAGGCUUCAUUGGUGUCCGAGAUACGUGUGUUGCGUCAGCUGCAACAUCCCAAUAUCGUGGAAUACUAUCAUCAUUUGGUUAAUCAUGAGGCCAAGUCAAUAUUUAUUGUCAUGGAGUGUUGUGAAGGUGGCGAUUUGGCGCAGCUUAUAAAAUGUGCGCGCGAUGAGCGCAAACGUUUCGAAGAGCGUUAUAUAUGGCGUGUGCUGUUUCAAGUUUGCAAAGCGUUGCAGGUGUGUCACAACAAGAUAAGGAAGGGCACGAUUCUACAUCGUGAUAUCAAACCGGCAAAUAUAUUUCUGGACGCUCAAGGUAAUGCAAAGCUGGGUGACUUCGGCUUGGCGCGUAUGUUGCGCAAAAAUCAGGAUUUCGCAGCCACUUUUGUUGGCACACCCUACUACAUGAGUCCCGAGAUUGUUAAAGGAUCGCGGUAUGAUCGCAAAUCGGAUGUUUGGGCUGUGGGUUGUCUUGCAUACGAAAUGUGUGCUUUACGCACGCCCUUUCAGGCGGAGAAGUUCGAUGAGCUUACUUUGAAUAUUUCCAAUGGCAAAUUCAAUCACAUACCAGCUGUGUACUCCAGCGAUCUGCAAGAAAUCAUUGCUUAUAUGCUGUCAGUGGAUAGUGAACAGCGUCCUAGCAUUGAAGUGAUAACUCGUCAUCCAACCGUUGUGCGCAAUAUAACUGAACUUGGUAAUGAUUUUCCAACACUCAUCAAAGCGGAGUCAGUUUUCUUUGAAGUCGAUGAAAUGUCUGCACCACGUUGCAAACUGCAAUACAGCCCUUCAAUAGACCUUUCUAGCACUAUGUAUACGGAGCGCAAUAGUUUUAAUGAGGAUUACGGGCAACGUCGGUUGAGUGUCGGAUUUACGCCCGAUUUACGUGACGAACUCUUUUCCUCUGUGAAACGGCACUUGAAGUCUAAAUCUAUAUUUCAACGGUCAGAUCCUGAGCUUUAUGAAAGCAUACAACACGAACUAUAUGCGAGCGUACAUAAUCUGACACCACUGCGACCGCCAGUACCACCGCCGAAGCCAUCCUCACAUGCGCGCACGUCGGCUAACAUUUCUGUGAACGAGCUCAAGAGCCCCACGCUGAUUACGGAGGAUGUCUUUAAUGAGGCGUUGCAAGCACGUCUGCAUGCCAUACGCGCGCUCGAGUCGUUGUUGAAACAUAAAGAGAAUUGCUUAGACAUGCGCACGCAAGAAUUAAACGAACGAGAGAAACGCCUACAGCAGUUGGAAAGUGCGUUACAUAAACGUGAGCUUGAAUUGGUGGUGAACGAGCAGGCUUUGGCAGUCGACGCUUUACAAGCAGUUGAUCGCCGACAUGAUAAUGCCCGUUCACCAUCACCUCCCCCAAUACCGCCACGUAAGUCUAGCGUUAGCAAACAUGAUGAGACCUAUUGCAGCAUAGAAGAAACACAACUGGAAUCACCGACAAUUGCUAAACUUAAUUUGCCAUUAACCAAGUCGUAUCCAGCCCUACGUCGUGUUACAUUUCAGUCGCCACAAAAGUUUACAAAUUACAGCAUUGAUGCUAAUGCCAACGACGGCACGCAAGCACAGAAGCUCGCAGUUGCCAAAGUGAACACUAAACGGCAACCUAUGGAACUUCAGGCCAGUGUUUCAAGUAAAGAUAGUCGAGAAUCAAUUGAUAGCGGCAUCGCAGCUAACUCGACAAAUACAACGUUAACAACGACAACCGUGCCUACACGACGUCGUUCGAUAUUAUCCACACUUUUCGGUAUACAUCGCAGCAGCAAAGACACUACAAAGUCCGGCAGCAAUCAUAUAAAAAAUAACGUUGAGAAUAAUAAAGCCAACCAACAACCUAUAGCCAGCUCACCAACACCUAAAGCGCGUAUGCCAUUUGCGCCACGCCCCGAUCAAGUGCUAGCCAAAUGCGAAACAUCAGAGUUGAGCAAUAUUUGGACUAAGGAGCAUAAACGCGCUGCUUUUGACCUUUUGGCCGCCAUGAAUGCAGGUCAGUGUGGCCCAAUUGAUGCAACUCAAUCAAACAUGGUACAAUAUAAUGGUUCCUCAGCGCACUCUGCCACCAAUAAUAUGACAAUUGGGCGUCAAAAGUUAAGACAAUCGACACGUGAACGUCACAGCGCCACUUUACGUCGCCAGAACCACAUGCGGCGUUCGUUAAUGAUGCCGUCUCAGUGCCAUGCGCAUGUUACAGCCGCCAGCGCCGGUGCUAUGUUGACCAGUACACGUAGCGGUGUGGGUAGCAGGGAGAAAAUGCUUGUUUAGAGAAUUUCAGUGACAGUUUCAUACAAAUGUUUUGGAAAUUAUUAAAAAUUUAAUGCUUUCGCUUCACCGCUUACCUUAAAUGUAAAAAAAUACUGCUUCAAAGUCCUGCUAUUGCUUGACUAAUCACGUCUGAGCCUUAUAUGCCAUACAAAUAUUUCCUAUAUAUAUAAAUGAUUAUUUAACUUGUUAGUUUAAUAUUAUUAAGAGUAUUAUGUAUUUGUGACGCGAAAAAAAGUUCCCUUUAUCUUUGAGAUUAAAAAAAAUGUUUUUAUGUUUGUGUUUGUAAUCUAUAAUUUAUAUAAUAAUUAACUGUUAAUAAAUACAGACUUUCAGCUUCUAAAAGUGCUAAAUACAUUUUCAGAUUUCUCUCUUAGUUAUUUAUAUUUUAAUGAGUGACCUAAAUAAAUUUUGGAAAAAAAUUGCAAAA
Messenger RNA from Bactrocera oleae (olive fruit fly), 3102 nucleotides. RefSeq names its product Nek2 (gene Nek2). The record is from RefSeq and is a predicted model, not a curated record. Gene Ontology annotation, biological process: protein phosphorylation. Gene Ontology annotation, molecular function: ATP binding; protein kinase activity. Lineage: Eukaryota; Metazoa; Arthropoda; Insecta; Diptera; Tephritidae.